This is a messenger RNA of Oldenlandia corymbosa var. corymbosa, 1206 nucleotides long. The record is from the annotation of a GenBank genome assembly. NCBI's taxonomy places the organism in Eukaryota, Viridiplantae, Streptophyta, Magnoliopsida, Gentianales, Rubiaceae.
AUGGCUACUAAUAUAUUACUAACACCAGCUCCAUUGUCCAGAAUCCUGCGUUUUGACAUCUACAGUUCAUCAAAUUUACGGAAAUUAAGACCCAAAUCUCCAAUUUUCCUUACAAUUACAACAGCAAGAGCUUCAGUUAGAGCUGCUGCUUCAACAAUGUCGUACGAUGAAGAACUUGCUGCUGCCAAGAAAGCUUGCUCCCUCGCUGCCCGCCUCUGUCAGAAAGUGCAAAAGGCGCUGUUGCAAUCAGAUGUCCAAUCAAAAUCUGAUAAAAGUCCUGUUACGGUAGCUGACUAUGGUUCACAAGCUGUGGUAAGCUAUGUCUUGGAGAAAGAGUUACCUUCUAGGCCAUUCUCAUUGGUAGCUGAGGAGGAUUCCACAGACCUUCGCAAAGGAGGAGGUGAAGAUACUCUUCAGCGCAUCACAAAGCUCGUCAAUGAAACUCUUGCUAGCGAGGGAAUGAAUAAUAAAUCACCUCUAUCUGAUGAAGAUAUCCUUGCCUCAAUUGACUCGGGGAAAUCUGUAGGAGGUUCUGUUGGUCGGCACUGGGUUUUGGAUCCCAUUGAUGGUACAAAGGGGUUUCUUAGAGGAGACCAGUAUGCCAUUGCUUUAGGAUUGCUAGAUGAAGGGAAGGUUGUAUUAGGUGUCCUUGCUUGUCCCAAUCUUCCUUUGCAGCCACUUUCUGGCCAAGGCCAGCAAACCUUUCCACAAAAGGUUGGUUGUUUGUUCUUUGCCAAAGAAGGUGCUGGAACCUAUAUGCAAUCUCUUGAUGGCUCACCACCCACACAGGUGCAUGUUAGUGCUACAGAAAACCCUGAAGAGGCAUCUUUCUUUGAAUCUUUUGAGGCAGCUCAUUCUUUGCAUGAUUUAACUAGCUUGAUAGCUAAAAAACUAGGAGUGAAAGCACCUCCUGUACGAAUAGACAGCCAGGCAAAGUAUGGGGCCCUGUCCAGAGGAGAUGGAGCAAUAUACAUGCGUUUUCCUCACAAGGGAUAUCAUGAGAAAAUAUGGGACCACGCUGCAGGAUGUAUAGUUGUUACAGAAGCUGGAGGCAUCGUAACGGACGCCGCAGGAAACCCUUUGGACUUUUCCAAGGGAAGAUUUCUGGAUCUGGACACAGGAAUAAUUGUUACUAAUCAGAAGUUAAUGCCAACUUUGUUGAAGGCUGUCCAAGAAUCUUUGAAGGAGAAAGCAUCUGCCUUGUAA